Molecule: messenger RNA, 2202 nt
Organism: Eremomyces bilateralis CBS 781.70
Lineage: Eukaryota; Fungi; Ascomycota; Dothideomycetes; Eremomycetales; Eremomycetaceae
Exons: 3
Coding region: 1-2202 (733 amino acids)
Source: RefSeq, a predicted model, not a curated record
AUGGGAAAGAAGAGAAGGCAGAGCGAUAUCGCGGAACGCCAACCAACGAUGCCCUCAGUCAUACCGGAGGAGGGCAUCGAUGCCGCACCAGACUCAUCAUGGAUAUCACCCGAAGAAGCGGCAUGUGUAACUUCACAACCACGCCACCAAGUCCCGCAAGACUUCCUGUUCGUCGAAUCCAUGACCACGGAACCGAGUACCGGCACCGGAAACAGCAGUUCCAAGAAGGGCCGCAGGGACAUCCGAAGCUUCGUCAUGCAGAAGGCCAGGCGAAACAAGUCUUGGAGUACCAGCAAGAAGAUGAUCCCUUCGCCAGCCGCUUCUGGGUUGCUGAAAUACGGCACGGGGGAGGAAAGUGUGGCCUCGCUUGGCCAAACGGACGAAUUGACAUAUCCCCGGCCGUUAACCAUCCAGCCACUGGCGGACACCUUUGGCUCAUUUAGCCCGCCGAGGAUAGGCGACCAGAGCGGCGGUAAUGCUGAGCUUGCUGCCCCAGACGAGGCUGCCAUGGGAUACGACAUCGAUCUCGGGUGGGGACUUGGUCUGGUGGGCAGCAGGUCCCCGACUGCUAGGUUGGCGGGAUCCCAGGAGCCCGGAAAAUCUCUGACCAGGCAAAACAACCAGCUUCAGUGUGAAGAGUGUAAGAACCAAGCUCCGCAAUGGAUGGAUCUGUACGCAACCUGUCCAAGGUGUGAGAGCUUUGAAUCCCGGAUUAUACAUCGUCUUCCUCCUCAGCAGCGAUUCAUGUUCACUGCAUUUGAUCCGUUCAAUACGUUGCCAAUCCACGUAGACGAGAAGGUGGUGGGGAUGAUGGAGCACUUCCUCUAUGUUCUCAUUCCACAGUCCAUUCCAUUGGACAUUCAUCGCAAGUCCGAUGUUUUGAAAACCACAUGGCUUGCAAUGGCACUGACGAGCCGAGCAUUCUUACAUUCCUUGCUCUGCGCCAUAUCCCUGCAUCUCUACCUUGUAGGGUCGACCGACGUCCGAUACGUGGAUAUCGUCUACCACAAGGGACGGGCCGUCGCAGAAGUGAACGCGAACCUAUCCGAUCCCGCCGCGGCCAUCAGCGACGCGAACAUCGGCGCCGUAUGGAAUCUCCUGUGCGUGGAAGAAAGCUUCCUGCUGCCGUUGUGGCAGCGGGAUUCCGACUUCUUGAAUGAUCUGCGACAGCACCACCCGGAACCGGACACCGCGGCGUUGGGAGUGAACACAGGCACGGCUGCAUGCGUGGUGGGCAGCAAUAACAACAGUCGAAUCAUCCAUCAUAAUGGCUUGAUGCGCAUGCUGGAACUCCGGGGCGGGAUCACUGGGUUGCAAACCAAUCGCUGUCUCCAAGCGUUCAUAUUCUGGCAUGCUAUGACCAACGCCAUCGCGUCAUUCCACCUCCCACCGCUGUAUCCGAUCUUGCUAUUCGAGCAGCCGACACCGGCCCUGGUCUCACGAUACCAGAGGUACGAUCACGACCACGGCCUCGACCAUGUCCUUUCGGUCCUUCGAUCUAGCCCAUGGAACGGUCUCCCCAAAGAACUCGUCCGGAUUACACGGAGCCUCUACUUCCUCACCAUCGACCUCAACGACUGGUUUUCUUCCCAUUCCCCUUUCUCGAACAUUCUGGACCCGUUGGACCUGCAAACGCGAGCCGUCCAUAUUGAGUCAUGCCUCCUCCAGCUCCUUGAUACUUCCUCCCUCGGGCCACCAUCAGCUGGAACCCCUUCCGACCCCGACACAGCUUCUACUUCGAUCGGUCUGCUUCACGAUGCCUAUGCCAUCGCACUUCUCAUCUUCACCGUCUGGGUCUCCGAGAACUUAUCCAACCAACCUAACAAUGUCCUCCAAUUCACUGCCAUCCCACGCCUUCAGCGAGAAUUGGUUCUGUCGUCCUCCACCGCUUCUCAGCAGCAAAACGCUCCAUUUUGGCCGCCACCGUCGCAGUCAACACAGGAGCGGAUCAGUGAAUCUCAAGGGCCACAGCUCAACGCGAGCUCCGGCGACGUACGGCUCUGGAUUCUGCUAAUCGGAGCGAUCUGCUCGUCGAGGUCUUCGGAAGGUACUUGGUUUCGGAGCGAACUCCAGCACGGAUGCCACGAUGCAGGGUUGUACGACGUCGAGGAGCUGCUGAGUCGAUGUCGACGGUUUUUGUGGGUCGAGUUCAAGUUGACGGCGGCCGCGCGGGGGAUUUGGCGGUGGAUAGUCAAUGAUUAG